Drosophila takahashii is the source of this 4425-nucleotide messenger RNA. It is a transcript of the gene c12.2, whose product is annotated as von Willebrand factor A domain-containing protein c12.2. NCBI's taxonomy places the organism in Eukaryota, Metazoa, Arthropoda, Insecta, Diptera, Drosophilidae. Gene Ontology annotation, molecular function: ATP binding; ATP hydrolysis activity. Gene Ontology annotation, cellular component: cytoplasm. The record is from RefSeq and is a predicted model, not a curated record.
CACGCGCGGACCGCCGCCGUUUUAGCCAAAUAAAUCCGGAUAAGUUAUCCCCAUUUCGGUGCUUUAGGCCGAUUUUAGUUCUAUUAAAGAACCCCCAACCGAGCCCACCCCCAACGACGGCCAUGCUGGCCAACCUGCAGGCCCACAGCGGCCACCUGUUGCGUCAGAGCCUGCGAAACGCGAGGAUUUGGCGGCGAAGCUGGGCGAGCACGGCGGCUGGAAAGGAUCAGGAUGCGCAGGACGACAGCCUGACCAUCGGCGAUGUGAGCGUGCGGCUGCGCAAGCCCAAGGAUCCACAGCUGGUGCCGCAGCAAUACGUGAAAUACGCCCCGGAUGGCAGCCUGCAGCUGUCGCAGUCGGCCCUGCACCACCUGCGCUGGAUGCUGCAGAAGGACGCACUGCGUCAAGACAUGUUCCUGCUGGGCCAGCCGGGCCCGCUGCGCCGCCAGCUGGCCAUGCAGUUCCUGGAGCUCACGCAGCGCGAGGUGGAGUAUGUGGCUCUCAGCAGGGACACCACCGAGAGCGAUCUGAAGCAGCGACGCGAGAUCCACGACAGGGCGGCCAUCUACUACGACCAGGGAGCAGUGCGUGCCGCCCUCAAUGGUCGCGUCCUCGUCCUCGACGGCGUGGAGCACGCGGAGCGGAAUGUGCUGCCCAUACUGAACAAUCUGCUGGAGAAUCGGGAGAUGCACUUGGAGAGCGGCAAGUUCCUGAUGUCGCCCGAGCGCUACGACAAGCUUUUGGAGAAACAUUCGCGGGAACAGCUGGAUGAAUGGGGGUUGUUGAGGGUUUCCGAGGAAUUUCGAGUGGUGGCCCUCGGUCUGCCCACGCACAAGUACAAGGGCACUCCGCUGGAUCCGCCACUGCGCUCCCGCUUCCAGUCCCGCAACGUGACCACCUACUCCUACGGCGAGCUGUACGAGGAACUGCAGCAGGAGGCGCCCGCUGUGCCCGGCGAGCAGCUGAAGCAGCUACUGACCUUCGCUUUGACCCUGCAGCAGGCGGAUCCUGCGCUCCAGCUGCCGGAUUUCCCGCUCCACAACCUGAGAUUGGGUGUCAGGAUGCUGGAGGCGAAUCCCUCUCUGAGCCUGCAUGAUAUCAUCAGCAGGAUAUAUCCCUACCAAAGCAUGCUAAAGUCCGACCAAAAGAAGCGCGUGGAGGAGCUGCUCAAGAAGCUGGACAUUCAGUUGGUGCCCAGCGGCAGCGUCAAGAGAAUCGCCAGUAGGACUGGAGAUCAAGGGGAAGUUGUACUCAACCUAGAUGAACUGCAGCUGCAGCUGCCCGGAGGAGAGACGCCUUCUUCCGCUGCCACUACCUUUGUAGAUCUGCCCCAUCAGCGACAGGCGCUGGCCAGUCUGCUGCAAGCCUACGCGGUGGGCGAUGUGUGCCUGGUGGGCGAGAAGGGCGUGGGCAAGCUGACCCUCACCCAGGAGCUGCUCCGCCUGCUGCAGCAAAGCUCAGAGCCCAUGAUGCUGUACGAGGACAUGACCAGCAGGGACCUCGUCCAGCAGCGGAUCACGAGUGCCGAGGGCGACACCGUCUGGCGGGAUUCGCCUCUAGUGCGGGCUGCCAAAUCGGGAUCCGUGGCGGUCCUGAAUGGCCUGCAUCGCCUGCACAAGAGCACGGCCAGCGUUCUGCAGCGCCUCAUUCACGAUCGGGAACUGCAGCUGUGCGAUGGCACUACUCUGCUGGGCGCCCAUCGCUACCAGGCGCUGCUCCAGCAGGAGGGAUUCACCGAGGACAAGCUCACCGCACUCGGUUUCCUGCCCAUGCACAGAUCCUUCCGCGUGGUGGCCCUGGCCGAACCACCGCGUCCUGGGGGCGGACAACCCAAUUGGCUGACUCCCGAGCUGCUCAGCCUGUUUCUCUACCAGGAGCUGCGUCCGCUAAGCCAGAGCGAGGAGGAGGAGCUGCUGGCACAGCUGUGCGGUGGAGGACUGCCCGCUGGCAUGGAGCCGCUGCUGAAGCUGGCCCAGCUGCUCAGAUCCUCGCAGGAUCCACUGCUGCAGGGAUUGGCCGGCACGCUGUCCACGCGGCAGCUGCUCAAACUGGCCCGCCGCCUGGCCGCCUAUCCUCGCAGCGAGCUGAGCGAUGUCCACGAGAUGCUGCAGAACACAUUCCUGGCCAGAUUCAUGCCGGCCCUUUCACGUGGCGCUUUGGAACAGGCCAUCCAGCAGGUGGGCAUACGGCCAACGGAGUUUAAGACCAAGAAAAGCCAGAAAAACCAGAUAGCCGUUGAGAAUAACACCCUAAGAAUCGGCUCCACGCACUGGCCACUCGGCCAACCCAGCCAGGAGCAGCUGUCCAAGGUGCCCAGCACGCUGUUCUACGAGAUGCCGCAGCAUCUGCAGCUGCUGGAGCGCCUGCUGCAGGACUACCUCAUCGGGGAGCACCUGCUGCUGGUGGGCAACCAGGGUGUGGGCAAGAACAAGCUGGUCGAUCGCCUGCUGGAGCUGAUGCAGCGGCCCAGGGAGUACAUCCAGCUGCACAGGGACACCACCGUCCACAGCCUGACGCUCCAAGCGACGCUUAAGGAUGGCCAGGUGUCGUACGAGGACAGUGCGCUCGUUCAGGCAGUGCGAUCCGGCCACGUUCUCGUGGUGGACGAGGCGGACAAGGCGCCCGUUAAUGUGACCUGCAUACUGCGCACUCUCGUGGAGAGCGGCGAAAUGGUGCUGGCCGAUGGCCGGAGGAUUGUGCCAGCGGGUGCCGGCGGCAGGACGCCCAACUCCAUUGAAACGCAUCCCGAUUUCCGACUCAUCGUACUGGCCAAUCGCCCGGGAUUUCCCUUCCUCGGCAACGAUUUCUUUGCCGCUUUGGGCGAUGUCUUCAGCUGCCAUGCCAUCAGCAAUCCGGAUCCGGACUCCGAGAUCUUCCUGCUGCAGCAAUACGGACCCAAGGUGCCCAUCAAGACGCUGCGCACCCUGGUGAAUGCCUUCGGGGAGCUGCGAACUCUGGCCGACGAGGGCAUGCUCAACUAUCCCUACUCCACGCGCGAGGUGGUGAGCAUUGUCAAGCAUCUGGAACGCUACCCGGAGGAGAACAUGUCCGAGGUGGUGGGCAACGUGCUCGACUUCGAUCGCUACCAGCCGGAGGCCCUGCAGCAGGUCAACCAGGUGCUGGCCAAGCACGGCAUCGAGUCGUAUGCCGAGGAGGAGAUCCAGGCCAUCAGGCGGCAGAAGAAGCUGCAGGCGUCCGUCAAGCGGCACAGCGGCCUCGGCGUCUCGGGACCGAAGUUCGGCAAGCUGGACCCCAAGAACGAGCCGCAUGUGGGCGGGAAUACGUGGGCCGGCGGCAGCGGGGGCCGCGACACCGCCGGACUGGGCGGCAAGGGCGGUCCCUUUCGGCUGGACAAGGGCCACAAGGUCCAUCAGCUGAGCGACGAGGAGAAGGCCGAUGUGCCCGAGGAGAUCAAGCGGGCCGCACGCGAAAUGAACCGCAAGGCGUUCGAGGAGAAGCUCAAGGAGAUCAAGAUGUCCGCCCACGACCACCGGCUGUACGCCCAGUUCAGCGAGCCCAAUCGCAAGCAGGUGCAGCAGCUGAAGGCCGUCCUGGAGGCCAUGCAGACGAAGAGCAAGGAGCGCCAGUGGCAGAAGUACCAGACCCACGGCGACCUCGACGACACCCGACUCGUCGAGGGCAUCACCGGCGAGAAGAACAUCUACAGGCGGCGGGCGGAGGCCAAUCCCUGGGCGGAUCACGUCCAGGAGAAGCCCAACCGACUCAAGCUGGUCGUCGAUGUCUCGGGUUCGAUGUACAGGUUUAAUGGCUACGAUGGACGGCUGGACCGUCAGUUGGAGGCUGUGGUCAUGGUGAUGGAGGCCUUCGAGGGAUUCGAAAAGAAGAUCGUCUACGACAUUGUCGGCCACAGCGGCGAAGGCUGGGAGAUUCCGUUCGUGACCGCCGGCAGUCCGCCGAAAAACGACAAGGAGCGAUUCGAGGCCAUCCGGAUGAUGCACGCCCACUCGCAGUUCUGCUGGUCGGGCGACUCCACGGUGAAGGCGGCGCGGGAGGCCUGUUCCACGCUGGGAGCGGAGCAGGACUAUGACAACGCCAUUGUGGUGGUCCUCAGCGAUGCCAAUCUGCAGCGCUACGGCAUCGCUCCCAAGGAUCUGGCCGUGGCCCUCAAGCGGGGCGAACCGAAGGUCAAAGGUUAUGCCAUCUUCAUUGGCAGUUUGGCCGAGGAGGCCGAUGAAAUCAAUGCCGAAAUGCCGGCGGGACAGAGCUUCGUCUGCAUGGACCUCACCAAGCUACCUCACAUCCUACAGCAGAUCUUCACUUCCUCGCUGCUUUAGUGCAAUUUUCAGAUCCCCACAGAUCGUCUAGCUUAAGUUUAUGUUGAUGAUUCCAGUUUUAUAGUUAGGCCUGAAUUGAGUCUAUAAAUCGAUUUUUGUGUAAAAAUGUAUAAAACGUAUAGCAAAAACU